Molecule: messenger RNA, 378 nt
Organism: Striga asiatica
Lineage: Eukaryota; Viridiplantae; Streptophyta; Magnoliopsida; Lamiales; Orobanchaceae
Source: the annotation of a GenBank genome assembly
AUGGCCAAGCUGCCGGCAGACUCGCAAAUGUCGCCCGGUAUCGAUCCUGUCAACUCAUUGUUUCUCAUAUCUAAAACCGCGAGAUUUCGAAAGCGACCGAGCUCGUGCGGCAUACUCGUCGCCAGAUGGUUCCACGACAGAUUCAGGUACCUCACUCUCGAUUCUGCCGGUAAGGGGAGUGGUCCCCGCAGAUUGUUGCUCGACAGAUCCAAUAUCUGGAGUGUCUCGAAAGCUUUACCAUUGGAAUCCGGGGGAAGAAUCGCCCCAGUCAGGUUGUUUCUAGAGAGAUCCAUUUCGUCCAGCUUCAUUUCGAACAAGCCGUCCGGUAUGCUCCCGUUGAGGCUAUUCCCGCUCAACCGAAUCACAGAUAAGCUAUAG